Amphimedon queenslandica is the source of this 2398-nucleotide messenger RNA. Its product is annotated as sulfoquinovosidase-like. Gene Ontology annotation, biological process: carbohydrate metabolic process. NCBI's taxonomy places the organism in Eukaryota, Metazoa, Porifera, Demospongiae, Haplosclerida, Niphatidae. Gene Ontology annotation, molecular function: hydrolase activity, hydrolyzing O-glycosyl compounds; carbohydrate binding. The record is from RefSeq and is a predicted model, not a curated record. The transcript has 8 exons. The coding region runs from base 31 to 2307 and encodes 758 amino acids.
CCCCUUUGCAAGGAUCAUGCAUUUUGAUGAAUGAUGAUGUAUGCUCUUUGCUUGAGCUCCAUUAUUUUCUCGAUUCUUUGUGGAACUAACAGUGCAUCCGUAUCAUCAGGCACCACAGGCCCAUAUUUAGUUGCUUGGGAUGCCAAUUCGUAUCCUUCUGUCAAGGUCCUUCGUCAAAAUAAAUUAGUAUGGUUCUCAUCUCCUAGCCCAGAUGAUAGUAUUAUAACUGUAGUCAAAGAAAAGGAAGUCGUUGUACAAAGUGGAGGUGACUAUAAUUUUGAUGAUACAGUUAUUGAUGAAUGUAGCAAAGCAACAUUCAAGUCAUUAAAUGUAGUAAAAACAGGUGGAAUGCCAAUAGUUGUUCUUUCUGGUGAUCUUUGUAAUAAUGACACCUUUACAUUAACAUUUCAGUCUGUAGCCACAAUUGAAAAUUAUAUGCAUUUAAUUUUUAAUGUAACCGUUAAUACAAAUUACUACAAUAGACUUAAGUUGGUGUAUGGCUGUGACGAGAACGAGCAGUUUUAUGGUCUUGGUGUGCAGUAUACAUACUUAAAAAUGAGAGGACACCGUGUUCCUCUAUUCAUUUCUGAGCAAGGAGUAGGUCGUGGUGUUGAACCUUUAACUGCUAUUUUAAACUUAAUUUCAGCUGGUGCAGGAGGAAAUCACUUCACAACUUACUCGCGUGUUCCUUUCUAUGUGACAAGUCUUAAUCGCUCUCUUGUGAUCGAGUCUUUUGAAUAUGCCACUUUUUAUGUCCCUGUAUUUGGAACAUCAGUCACCAUUGAAAUAAAUGCAACAAAUAUACGUGGGAGGAUAAUUACAGGUGACUCUCCACUUCAUAUACUGCAAUCUUAUACAUCAUACACUGGAAGGAUGAAACCAUUGCCUACAUGGUUCCAUAGUGGUGCUAUUUUGGGUUUGCAAGGUGGACCUAAAAUUGUAAUGGAUAUACUCAUGUCUGUUAAUAAAACUAUGGGCACACUGAAAGAUGUUGUUGGAGUGUGGCUGCAGGAUUGGUCAGGACAAAGAAAUAUCAGUGGCAAGAAUGACCUGCCUCGUACUGGUGUAUGGUGGAAUUGGGAGAUUGAUCAAAAUCACUAUCCUCAUUGGGAAGAUUUUGUUGAAAACUUGGCAACAAUGGGAAUUCGUGUGACUACAUACAUAAACCCACUUCUGGCCAAUAUAACUAAUCGUGGAACUCCAUUUCAACAUAAUUACUAUGAUGAAGGGAUAAGCAACAAUUACUUUGUUAAGGAAAGUAAUGGAAAGGUUUGGAGUGGCUACAGUAAUAGUACACUUGUUGAUUUGACAAACUUACAAGCUUACAACUGGUUGAAGAAUAUGAUUAUUAAAAACAUGCUUGCUAAUAAUAUUAGUGGAUGGAUGUGUGAUUUUGGCGAAUCUCUUCCACUUGAUGCAUUACUUUUUGAUGGACAAAGUGCCAGUGCAUUUCAUAAUACUUACUCUGCUGCUUGGGGGAAACUUAAUGCUGAGGCCAUUCAGGAUGCUGUAAAAAUGAACCUGUUAUCGGCAAAACAGGCAUCAGAGAUUGUAUACUUCAUGCGGAGUGGUAAUAUGUUUAGUUCUACACUUACACCACUCUUUUGGCUUGGGGAUCAAUUGGUCAGCUGGGACCACUAUGAUGGAUUAGGGUCAGCAAUAAUAGGACUGAUCAAUAGUGGCAUGGUGGGGUUCUCAUUGACUCACUCUGACAUUGGUGGAUAUACUGCUAUUAAAGUGAAGAAUCAACGAAUUCCAUUUGUGACGUAUAUAAGAGAUAAGGAACUUCUGAUGAGGUGGUGUGAAUUUUCAGCAUUCACUGUUACCUAUCGCUCACACCAAGGAACGUUACCUGAUGAAAAUUGGCAAUUUUAUUCAUCCACUGAUACAAUGAAGCACUUCUUCCGAAUGUCUCGUGUUUUUGUGGCAUGGAUGUUUUAUCGAGUAUCACUUAUUGACGUAGCUACUGAUAAAGGAUGGCCAGUUAUACGACAUAUGGCAUUUGUAUACCCAGGGAACACUGAAUUACAAGCUCAAGAUCUAAGAUAUCAGUACAUGAUUGGGACUGAGCUGUUGAUUGCUCCAGUAUAUAAAAAAGGUGCAAACUCGGUUAAUGUUUUUCUGCCACAGGACACGAUAUGGGUUCAUGUAUGGACUAACACCACCUACAAUGGACAAAACAAGUGGCUGAAUAUAGCAGCUCCCAUGGGAUGCCCUGUGGUUCUCUAUCCUUCCAGUUCUACAACUGGUGCACAAUUUGUUGACAAUCUAAUUAAGGAGGAUCUUAUGCAAGCUUGUAGCAACUAAUAGCAACUUUUGUUUGAUUAUUACUAAAAUUUAUAAUUGUUAUUUUAUCAAAACCAAUUAUUGUUGAAUAGAACUUUACUUUCAAUUAUAA